This is a messenger RNA of Aspergillus candidus, 1311 nucleotides long. RefSeq names its product histidinol-phosphate transaminase. Lineage: Eukaryota; Fungi; Ascomycota; Eurotiomycetes; Eurotiales; Aspergillaceae. Gene Ontology annotation, molecular function: L-histidinol-phosphate:2-oxoglutarate transaminase activity; pyridoxal phosphate binding. Gene Ontology annotation, biological process: L-histidine biosynthetic process. The transcript is spliced from 3 exons. The coding region runs from base 1 to 1311 and encodes 436 amino acids. The record is from RefSeq and is a predicted model, not a curated record.
AUGUCUUCCACACCCUCCGCCUUUGAUCUGUCCAAGUGUGCUCGCCCGAAUAUUCUGCAAUUACAACCCUAUCGUUGUGCCAGAGAUGACUACAAAGAUGAUGGGACGAACGUCCUGCUCGACGCCAACGAGAACGCGUAUGGUCCCGGACUGGCAUUGAACGCCGAAGGUGCCCUGCAAGAGUCCACCGUGGCGGGCUUGCCCAAUGGCGCUUCUACUGGCGCGUCCAAGCCGGAGAUCGAUCUGCUCGGGUUGAACCGGUACCCGGAUCCCCACCAGGUCGAAUUGAAAGAAAAGUUCUGCCAGCUCCGCAACACCCACACCCACACCCAGAAGAACAUCACCGCGGAGAACGUCUUUGUCGGAGUAGGCUCAGAUGAGGCGAUCGAUGCGCUGCUGCGGUGUUUCUGCGUCCCCGGGAAGGAUAAGAUCUUGACCUGCCCUCCGACAUACGGGAUGUACGGCGUGAGCGCCCAGAUCAACGAUGUAGAGAUUGUGAAGGUGCCGCUGGACACCCAGGAUUUCCAGCUCCAGACCGACAAGAUCAACGAGACCCUCGCCGCGGACCCCUCUAUCAAGAUGGCCUACAUCUGCUCGCCUGGAAACCCGACGGCGAACCUGAUCCGCAAGUCCGACAUCCAGAAGGUGCUGGAGCACCCCACGUGGAACGGGGUGGUGGUCGUGGACGAGGCGUACAUUGACUUUGCGCCGGAGGGCUCCAGUCUGGCCGAGUGGGUAGCCGAGUGGCCCAACCUGGUGGUGAUGCAGACCCUCAGCAAGGCCUUCGGGCUAGCGGGGAUCCGCCUCGGGGUGGCGUUCACCAGCCCGGAGAUCGCCCUCCUGCUGAACAGCCUCAAAGCGCCGUACAACAUCUCCAGCCCGACCAGUGCGCUGGCCAACGCGGCCCUGUCCCCGCGCAACAUAGCCGUCAUGAAGAGCUACCGGGACCAGAUCGUCCGGCAGCGCGAGCGACUCGUCCAGGAACUCCCCAAGAUCCCCGGCGUGGGCCGCUUCCUCGGCGGCUUCGCCGCGAACUUCCUGCUGGUGCAGCUGCUCGACCAGCCGAGCGGCGGAAAGCCGAGCAAUGUCAUCGCGCAGGGGGCGUACGACGCCAUGGCGGAGAAGCGCGGUGUCGUGGUCCGAUUCCGCGGGAAGGAACACGGCUGUGAGGGGUGUAUCCGGGUGACGGUCGGUACGGAGAAGGAAGUCAGCAAGUUUUUGGAGGAGCUGCGGGUUGUGCUGGAGGGUUUGUUCACGGGAGGCAACAUCGCGUCGUUGAGAAAGGAGGUGAACCAGAUUGAGCAAUCUUAG